This is a messenger RNA of Clarias gariepinus (North African catfish), 4063 nucleotides long. RefSeq names its product lysine methyltransferase 5B (gene kmt5b). The record is from RefSeq and is a predicted model, not a curated record. The coding region runs from base 518 to 2938 and encodes 806 amino acids. Gene Ontology annotation, cellular component: nucleus. The transcript has 10 exons. Gene Ontology annotation, molecular function: protein binding; histone H4K20 methyltransferase activity. Lineage: Eukaryota; Metazoa; Chordata; Actinopteri; Siluriformes; Clariidae.
ACUCACACCAGUGGAGAUUUAAAGGGAAAUAACAACGCGCUCUUUGUACACAUACAAAAUUUCGCAGGAUUUCAUAGUAUUUGCUAAAUUAAAACUGUGUGCUUUUGUUAAAGCCAUUUGGAGUCUUUGUGGAUUCAGUAACAGUGUACAUUAGACUAGACAACAGGAACAAUAGGUUCUGGGUCUAUUUUUUUCGGAGGAGGUUAUGUGUCCUAUCUUUCCACUAUAGCCAAACCCUGUCGCCAUCUUGAAUUUUAAUGUAAAUUAUCUUGCAGUUUUUGGUUGCUAUAUGGAAUAAUUACUAAUACAUUCUGCUCGUUUCGGGAGCUUGUGAUGGAAAUGUCGUAUCAUAGGGAAACUAACAAAGCGUGAGGAGGAUUGAAAAUUACAUUAUACAUUAUAUAUUCUAACCCUGCAAGCGGGACAUAAACCUGCACCUCUCAAGUUGCUCAUGGUUUCUCAUAAGUAAAUAGAAGCUAAAUGAGCUAUCACCAGAAAGCCUGCUGGUAUGAAGUAGAUGGGAGAAUCCAAAAACAUGGUGCUGAAUGGAAGGAGACAUGGCAGUAGGUUCUCCAGCAAUCAGCCCGUUGGGAAGACCAGGCUGCAGAAUGCCCAGAGGGCCCACCUGCACCAGAGCAAAAGUUCACCUAGUGGCAGGAGAUGCAGCCGGCGUGUCAGUGGUGCAGCCCAAGAGCCAGAGAGACGCCAUGUACCCUCAUCAGGGAUGACUGCUAAGGAGCUGUGUGAAUAUGAUGACUUGUCCACCAGCCUAAUUCUAGACUCCUACUUGGGUUUUCAGACUCACAAGAUGAAUACAAGGUUUCGCCCAAUCAAGGGACGACAGUCGGAGCUUAGAGAAGUGAUUGAAAGCUUCAAGAAGAAUGACAACCUGGAAAAAGCGUUUCAGGCUUUGACCUCUACAGACUGGAGAAGACAUCACUUUCUCAAUAAGACAAAGGCCCAGGAGAAGCUGUUCAAAGCACAUGUCUUUGUUUAUUUACGUAUGUUUGCAACAGACAGUGGGUUUGAGAUUCUUCCUUGCAAUCGCUAUUCCUCUGAGCAAAAUGGAGCCAAAAUUGUAGCAACAAAAGAUUGGAAAAGGAACGAUGAAAUUGAACACCUUGUGGGUUGUAUUGCUGAGCUGUCUGCUAAUGAAGAAAAGUUGUUGUUACGCCAUGGAGAGAAUGACUUCAGUGUCAUGUACUCUACACGUAAGAACUGUGCUCAGCUUUGGUUGGGACCUGCUGCUUUUAUCAAUCAUGAUUGCCGGCCAAAUUGCAAGUUUGUGUCCACAGGUCGAGACACUGCAUGUGUCAAGGUCUUGCGAGACAUUGAACCAGGGGAAGAGAUUUCUUGUUACUAUGGAGAUGGCUUCUUUGGAGAAAACAAUGAAUUCUGUGAAUGCUAUACUUGUGAAAGGCGUGGCACUGGUGCUUUUAAGUCAAAAGCAGGGCUGUCUGUCGAGGGCCCGGUGAUCAAUAGCAAGUAUGGGCUGAGGGAGACUGACAAGAGGCUUAACAGAUUAAAGAAGCUGGAGGAGGUCUGUAAGAAAUCAGACAGCCGUACUGUUGCCUCUACUGAAGCAGAGUCUCAGGAACCACCCAGUGGACAGACAUCAUUACGGAAGAGGAUAUCGCAACCCUGUCUCAAAGUGCACUGCAAAGGCAGAGCUGUGACAAGACAAACUCGGCCAAGCAUUUCUAUCUCUACCUCACCCCCUAAACGAAGUCAAACAACCAAGUCAAGUUUACCAAAGAGACUUAAGUCAAAGUCUGCACAGCCUUUGUCUAAAGGAAGGAGACGACGUCAAACAGCAGGACUGAAAGUGCCCACCAGAGCAAAUGUAGGGAGGUUGAGCCUCAAACAGCCUUGCAAAAAGGAGGCAGACAGCCGACGAGUCCCUCAGUUUUCUGGCUGCAGGGGUGGCACUAAGCCUGAGGCAGAUCACGGAAACAAUCAGAACUCCCUAAAAGGUGCUUCACCUUGCAAGAACAGUGUACAGUACCCAUACAGAACUCGCAGGUCUAGCAGGACCUCUGUCAGUGCUCAUGAGCGUGAUGGAAGCAAGCGUGCCCCAAAACCAAGCAGCAGUACGGCUCUAAAAAUGGAGCCUGACAGUUUUAUUUCGACAAUGCCUGGUCACCAAAUUAAUAUCCCCAACCUUGAGGCCAGCUGUCCCAAGAAAGGAACAUGUCCCAGACGGCGGAGAAUGAUAAUAAAACAGGAGGACACUGGCACAUACAUCGAUGACCUCCUGCCAGAGGGCAUGCCUGACCUGCGACAUGCAGCACAUGCUGCUGACGUGGCAGUUUGUGCUAAGGUACCACUUGCCCUGCCUGAGAGGCAUUAUGAAGGCAUGGCAGAGAGAUCCAAGGUGUCAAGGCGCAUGAAGGGGGGCAAGAAAAAAAGGCGCAUCACACGCUACGAUGCACAACUGAUCUUGGAGAACAACACAGGGAUCCCCAAGCUGACGCUGCGGCGGCGGCAUGACAGUAGCAGCAAGAAGAAAGAGCAUCGAAAUGCUAAGGCUGUGCCACGUUCUUCAAAGAUUAGCAUUAAGUUUAGUAAAGAGCGGGAAAAUGAGCAUGCUGGCCUGUACGUGGCCAAGCUGAACAAUGGCUUUGGUCAUGGAACUCAUGGGAGCUCCACCAAGCUAAAGAUCCAGCUAAAGCGAGAGGAAGAUGUGACCUUUACAGGGUUAGUUAAAAGGGAGGACGGUGAAGUUUUGGAGAGUGAGGUGGGUGUUCAUAUGAGUCGGAACCUCAAGGAGGACUCGCUGACUUCGGAAGAUGAGGAGGAGGACUACUUUGACAAUGAGGAUGACUUCAUCCCUCUUCCACCAGCGAAGCGCCUGCGUCUCAUUGUGGGCAAAGAUUCCAUAGAUAUCGAUAUCUCCUCUAGAAGGAGAGAGGACCAGUCACUCAGACUUAAUGCCUAAGCUAUGUAAAUAAGACUUCACUUCUACCAAUUAUGUGUUCACUUUGAGUGACUUUGAAUGUGGAGUAAGAAUGGCAAAUGUAUAGUAAAAUCAACACAAGAUAUCUUUCUCUACAUUUUAACAGUGGCACUUUUUUCUUGAUUAUUCUUCCUUCAUGAAUAUAAAUAUUGUAGAAACUGUACAGAUGUGUAUGAGUUCUUUUUGUCAAUUUAAUGUGCAGAUGUUAAUCAGUGUUUUGUCCAAAUUUUGCAGUUUUUUUUUUCUAUUAGGGGAUAGAUCAAUCAACACUAAAAAGCUAACAGGGUCAUGAAAACCCAUAGCCGGGGUGGUCUGCUUUUUAUUUCUAACCUGCCUUGCAGACCAUUAAUCAUUUGGGCAUUUCAGUUGGGCAUUUUAGCAUGUUUUGGUGAAACUACACCUUUCACAUCUCAGUCUGGUGAGACGUAAAAGGGCUGGAAUCUGUUUUCAAAAACAAUGCAUGUGUUCAUCUCUGAAGCUAGGAAUCAGUUUUUGAGAUAAACCAGCAUUGUGUUUGACUCAACAGGUCUUAAGGGAAUAUUGAUUAAGUUGUCAAAUUGGUAAACUGGUUAAAAAAUCUGCAUUUUUUGCAUCCUAUUUUGUCACCCCAAAGGCCAUGGUGCUCACUGUUGUGGCCCCCUUAUCCAUCUGACAUGCUGUGACCUGAAAGCUCGAUGGACAAGGUUUCAAAACAAAAGCCAAUAUAAAUUGACCAUGUUAAAAACCUCAUUAGUAAUUAAUUCACAAAUUAUGUCGUUAGGAUUUAAAAGAAAUAUUUGACCUUGUAGGUCUGUGCUUUGUCAACGAGGUAAUUAUUUUAAGCAUUAAGUUCUUUAUUUUGUUUCUCAAUGUACGAGUAGGCAGCUGACAUUUAACUUUUUUUUUCUUCACAUGCAACCCUUAAAGCUGUCUAUAAACUAAGACAGUUUGUCAGACUCUAGGUUUCACAAGGAUAAAAACAAUCCCCCAAGAAUAGGGACAAAACAACAAUGCGUGAUGUAUACAUGCACUUUGGGGUGGGAGGGAGCUUGCUUAUUAUACUCUGCAACCUGUUUUUAUUUAACUCUUUUUGAGUACUUGAAAAAAAAAUUAAAGUCAUUUUUGAGA